AUGGAUCCGAUAGGCCGUGGAAUAGCACGUCGUGGACCUGGAGUACCUUGGACGAAUGGUAUUGUACCAUAUGAAAUCUCAUCAGUAUUUAUAGAUAUGUUAAACACAUCCUAUGAUUAUGCAUCAGUAAUGCACUAUCCACCUAAUGCAUUUUCUGUGAAUAAUCGUCCAACAAUCGAGCCACUUCAACCAAAUGUUACAAUUGGUCAACGUUUCAAUUUAAGUUCAAUCGAUAUACAAGAAGUUCGAAUUUUGUACAACUGCUCUGCUACUGGAGUUACAUUGCCACAAAUUACGAUAACCACAACAAGUAAUUAA
Molecule: messenger RNA, 318 nt
Organism: Rotaria sp. Silwood2
Lineage: Eukaryota; Metazoa; Rotifera; Eurotatoria; Philodinida; Philodinidae
Source: the annotation of a GenBank genome assembly